This is a messenger RNA of Lonchura striata (white-rumped munia), 2308 nucleotides long. RefSeq names its product carnosine N-methyltransferase 2. Gene Ontology annotation, molecular function: N-methyltransferase activity. NCBI's taxonomy places the organism in Eukaryota, Metazoa, Chordata, Aves, Passeriformes, Estrildidae. The record is from RefSeq and is a predicted model, not a curated record.
GCUAUGCCCCAUAUUCCCCCUGAGUCACAGACGGAAAAAUCGCUUGCUCGGGUCUGCGGGCAGCCAAGGAGCUCCUCCGAUCCCUGGGGAAGGCAGGGACCACCCAGCGCAUCCCCGGGAUGCGGGAAAGCGUUCGCUGCUGCCCAGGAAGGAGGGACAAGGCUCACAGCACAUGGGAAAGCGGGAGCAGCCCCGGUCUGCCGCUGCCACUCAGGCUCCGAGGGCUGCGAGUGCCGGGGUCCCCCGGCGCUCCUGCCCGGGCUCGGGUUUCCUCCGGCCUCCGGCGGGGCCAGCCGGGUCGGGACGCGCUGAGCUCGGGCCGGCCGGCCCGGCCCCUCUGCCGGGCUGGAGGGGACACGGGAGCAUCGGGAUCCGCGUCCCCACCCGCCGUGGAGCCGGCCCCGCAGCUGAAGAGGAAUAGUUUCCCCAGCAUGAACUUUGAAGCAGAGAUUCUGACAACACCACACGAUAAUUCAGAUCUCUACAUGAUCCCUUCCAUGAGAAGCCUCACAGCUGAGGAAUAUGUGGAGGCCUUUAAAGCAUUUUUGGAUCACUCAACAGAGCACCAGUGCAUGGAUGAGUUCAACAAGGAUCAAAUGCCCAAUAUUGUGGCUGGUCUGGGCGCUGGAAAAUCGACCCUCAGCGUUCUGGGAGUUGGGAGUGGCACAGGUGAGCAGGAUUUGAAAAUGAUCAGAAUACUGCAGGCUGUGCACCCAGGGGUCUUUAUUGACAAUGAGAUUGUGGAGCCCAACCCACAGCAUGUGGCAGCUUACAAAGAGCUGGUGAAUCAAGCUCCAGACCUGCAGAAUGUUUCUUUUAUUUGGCACCAGCUCACUUCCUUGGAGUAUGAACAGCAGGUGAAGGAGAGAGGCACACAUAAGAAAUUUGACUUCAUCCAUAUGAUCCAGAUGCUGUACCGUGUGGAGGAUAUUCCCAGUACUAUCAAGUUUUUCCACAGCUGCCUUGACCAUCAUGGUAAACUCCUGAUCAUAAUUUUAUCAGACAGCAGCGGCUGGGCCAGCCUGUGGAAGAAGCACAGGGACUGCCUGCCCGCCACCGACAGCGGCCACUACAUCACCUGCAGCGGCAUCACGGAGGUGCUGCGGGGGCUGGGGGUGCAGCACCGCGUCUACGAGCUCCCGUCGGGCUGGGACAUCACCGAGUGCUUCGUCGAGGGCGACGCGGUCGGCGGCCGCAUGAUGGAUUUCCUGACCGGGACCAAAAACUUCCUGGGCACGGCCCCGCCGGCGCUGCGGCAGCAGCUGCAGGAGGCUCUGUGCCAGCCCGAGUGCAGCAGCACCAGGGACGGCAGGGUCAUCUUCAGCAACAACCUCAGCAUGAUCGUCGCCGAGUCCUAGAGGCCGCGGCCUGUGGAACUGGCUGGUUGGCGCCGUGCAUCCUGCCGGAGCUCUCGCUGGCACUUCCAGCUGUGGGUGCAGCCGCGUGUUUGCGCACCCAUGGACGAGGCAGCUGGAGGAGGUGGCAGCCCGGUGCCGGCCGGGCACACACCCGCUGCGGCCACGCGUGCCAGCGGUGCCUUCUGUCCCAUCUGGGUCGCCAGACACUGACGCCUUGCGAAGGCUGACCUAGAGCAGGGACUAGAUGGAGCUGAAGAAUAAAGUAGGGAUUUAUUAGCAGGCCCCAAUGGAUGGGCAGCACCCGAGCCCAGCCAGGGCUACACCCAAGGUGGACCCAAAAUGGUCACAAAAUGGACGAUUCAAGGGGUCUCACACUUUUAUAAGUUUUGGUCCAUUUGCAUAUUAAUUGUUCAAUUAUAGCUUUUGGUGAUGAAGUCCCAUCCUUGUUUUUCUCUCUUCAGUCCACAUAGUUUAUGCUCUUGGGCCUGAGAUGUGGAUCAUUUGUCCUUGUUCCCCAGCUAGAGAAGGUUUGCCUACUCUACAAAGAGAGCUCACCAUCCCCUAAUACAAAGAUCAAAAGUACAGACUAAAGCAGCACAGAAUCUGAAAAAUAUAAAAGUUAAAACCUGAGGCAUCACCAGAACAAAACCAGCAAUAUGUUCCUGAUGCUUUGCACCCAGGUAAUGUCACUGCACCCAGGCCUGAGCAGUAAGUUGCUCUGCACUAGGCUAUUUCAUGGGGUUUUAUUGGCAUAGACAUUUACUGUCCCAAGUGUCUCAGUGUCUCACAAUAUAGACAUGUCUUAAAAAUUUAUCAGCCUUUUUGUUUGGAGAAUAUUUUGGAACCCAGGAUGAUACUUGCCCUGUGCUCUUUCAGGCAGACAUUAAUUUUGUUACUUUCUUACUACUGCUUGUCUCCAUAUAAAAUAAAAGCAAUCUUAAAACACAAAA